AUGGCGGGCAAGUCAAGAUUCACAAGGCUAGAUGCCUUCACCAAGACGGUCGAGGAUGCCCGCAUCAGGACCACCUCGGGCGGUAUCGUCACCAUUGUGUCGUUGAUUGUCGUCCUUUUCCUCUCUUGGAGCGAAUGGCGCGAGUAUCGCCGUAUCGUUGUCCACCCAGAGCUUGUUGUUGACAAGGGCCGCGGCGAGCGCAUGGAGAUUCACCUCAACAUUACCUUCCCCCGUGUGCCCUGCGAGCUUCUCACACUUGACGUUAUGGAUGUGUCGGGCGAGCAGCAGCAUGGUGUACAGCACGGCGUGACAAAGACCCGUCUGCGCCCAUGGGAGGAGGGCGGUGGCGACAUCGACAAGAAGGAGCUUGCUCUCCACUCUAUCGAGGAAUCUGCUACCCACCUUGACCCCAACUAUUGUGGUUCGUGCUAUGGCGCGAACCCCCCUCCGAACGCUGUCAAACCCGGAUGCUGCCAGACGUGCGACGAAGUCCGCGAGGCGUACGCGCAGGCCGCGUGGGCCUUCGGCCGUGGCGAGAACAUCGAGCAGUGCCAGCGCGAGCACUACGCCGAGCGUCUGGACCAGCAACGCCGCGAAGGCUGCCGCAUCGAAGGCGGCCUGCGCGUCAACAAGGUCGUUGGCAACUUCCACAUUGCCCCCGGCAAGAGCUUCAGCAAUGGCAACAUGCACGUGCACGACCUUAAGAACUACUGGGAAUCGCCCGUCAGGCACACGUUCACCCACAUUAUCCAUCACCUUCGAUUUGGCCCGCAGCUGCCCGAGUCACUGCACCAAAAGCUCGGCAACAAAGCCCUACCUUGGUCUAAUCACCACGUCAAUCCUCUUGAUAACACGCACCAAGAGACCGAUGAGGUUAACUUCAGCUACAUGUAUUUCAUCAAAAUCGUGCCCACCUCAUACCUGCCUCUCGGCUGGGAGAAGACGUGGGAUCAGUUUCGUGAGCAACAUCAUGCCGAGCUGGGCUCCUUCGGCACCAGCGCCGAUGGUUCUGUUGAGACGCAUCAGUACUCGGUUACCAGCCACAGGCGCAGCCUGUCGGGUGGUGACGACGCAGCCGAAGGCCAUUCCGAGCGUUUACACUCUAAGGGUGGCAUUCCCGGUGUUUUCUUCUCCUAUGAUAUCUCCCCCAUGAAGGUCAUCAAUCGCGAGGAGCGGGCCAAGAGCUUCCUGGGCUUCCUUGCUGGCUUGUGUGCCAUUGUUGGCGGUACUCUUACUGUUGCUGCUGCCAUCGACCGCGCCUUGUUUGAAGGCACAGUGCGUCUCAAGAAGCUGCGGUCGAAGGAUCUCUAA
This is a messenger RNA of Thermochaetoides thermophila DSM 1495, 1311 nucleotides long. RefSeq lists its product as uncharacterized. The transcript is spliced from 3 exons. Gene Ontology annotation, cellular component: endoplasmic reticulum membrane; COPII-coated ER to Golgi transport vesicle; Golgi membrane. The record is from RefSeq and is a predicted model, not a curated record. The coding region runs from base 1 to 1311 and encodes 436 amino acids. Gene Ontology annotation, biological process: retrograde vesicle-mediated transport, Golgi to endoplasmic reticulum; endoplasmic reticulum to Golgi vesicle-mediated transport. NCBI's taxonomy places the organism in Eukaryota, Fungi, Ascomycota, Sordariomycetes, Sordariales, Chaetomiaceae.